Molecule: messenger RNA, 1542 nt
Organism: Porites evermanni
Lineage: Eukaryota; Metazoa; Cnidaria; Anthozoa; Scleractinia; Poritidae
Source: the annotation of a GenBank genome assembly
GAGCCUACAUGGGGGGCUGGUUACUUGGGGAAUGAUUUGCUAUUUCAUCGGAGCCCCAACGUUGCUAUGUUCCUAAUGGAUCCAGAAUACGCUAUCUGUAGUCAUUAUCCAGCGGAUGAACAAUGGCAGUUCCUUGACCAGCCAAUCAGCAAAGAGGAAUUCGAAAAGUUGGUCGUGCCUUCUGGAAGGAUUCAUGAGGUGGGAGUCGAGCUGUUAAGCCACAAAGAAAGCAUUUACACCAUCAAGGAUGCGGAUAACAUAGACAUGAUGUUUUACUCGCCUUCUUUGAAAAUACUGCGCGGUGGUCUAAAAGAUUCCUCGGGGAAAGAGCUCGAAGGACGAAAGUGGACGCAAGUAAUUCCCUGUGGGGUGAACAAAGUUAAACUAAGAGCGCAGUUUCCCACCCCCGGCAAAUUCAAGUUGUGUCUGUACGUAAGGGACGCAGAUUCAAAUAAUACGUGGCAACAUGGAAUAGAAUAUCUUAUCAACGCUGGUAAAGGCGUGGAAAAACGUCGAGGGGGAUUUCCUCGGAUAGGAAACGAAUUCUACGAAAUGGGAUUUUACCUUGAUCAUCCGUUCGAGAACGUCGUCUCGCAAGAUGGAAAAGCGUACAUCUCUAUAGAGAAUUACAACUCGCAGAUUUCAGGCGUCAGUGGCCAUUUAGAACUUGAAGGAAAAGACAAGAAACUUGAGAAAGAGUUUAACGGCUUUACGUUUUGUUGGACAGAAAAGACGAACAAAGGUUAUCAGGUUAAAGUUCAUUGCCCGGUUCCCGGCGAAUACUCUUUGAACAUAUUCGCAAAGCACACUGAGGAGGGACGUUCUAACACUUAUGUUUGUGGCUACUAUAUCACUGCACUCGCUGGCGUACGACCAGUCCCAGGCUUUCCUCGACUAUCCGAUCGCUUUGACGCUUGGGGUUUGGAGCUUAUGGAGCCCAGAGAGAACAUCCAUGUCCCGGAUGGACGCGCCUCUGUCAAGAUAAAGACCCCGAAUGAAAUUAUCUUCAGUGGCCACUUGAUGAAAGGAAGUCAAUAUUUAGACAACGGUUUGUGCUUUACUACGACGUCAGACGGCGUGAGUACAGUUUUUGUACACGCCCCAGAAACCGGCGAAUUUCAGCUCAACAUUUUUGGUAGAAAACCCGGCAGCAAAGAUAGUGAAUACCUGAGUUCGUUAGUCAUCAAGGCAGAUCAAGCAGCUAGCUUAAACCCAGGCUUCCCUUACCUCAAGGAUGAGUUCAAAGAGUGGGGACUGGAACUGGUCGAUCACUUCGAGAACAUUUUGUCCCACGAGAGUCACGUGACCGUAACACUUUCACACCCCAGUAACAUUUCUGUCCAGUUAUUCCUAUUUGAUGAGCACAACAAGCAGAUUGGUUAUUCUCUUCCAUCACAGACCGCUGACAACAAGACCACGAUAAGCUGUGAGCUGCCAAAGCCGGGAAGUUUUAAACUGAACAUUUUUGGUACAAAUUUGUCACUCGAAAGCACUAAACAAACCUAUCUCGGUUCAUACAAGGUUCUAUACCAACCUAAAUGA